GCCGGCGUGAAUGUAGCCUAUAUUUGUUAGAUUGUCCCGCCAUGUUCUGAGAGGUUCAUUCAUAGUGUGGUGAUGAGGUACCUCAGAUGUGUGACAUCCUGGGUCCUUCUUCAUAUCGCUGCGGUCAUUGGCUAUUCUGAUCUUAGAAACGACAAGUGCGUGGCUCCCUCCAUGGCUGUGAACCUGCCACCGUCAAGGACUGUGUGGUCUGGGCGUGUAGACAUCACCAUGGAGUGUGACCAAGGUUACGACCUCGCACUUAACUCCCCGCCCGGGGCGAGGUUCAUGUGUUUCCCCAACGGCAGCGACUGGAUACCCGACUACAUACCGGACUGUAACACGAAAGCAUUUCCUCACAAAAUUAUCCUGGUGACCACAAUCAUUUUGGGUAAAAACUGCCCCACUAUCCCGGACAUCUCUAUGCAUAACUCUGAGAAUUUGAAGGUUGGACCUGACAAAAUAAUUGACAUUAGCAAGAUCUGUGGCCUGAGCAAGAAUUUUGUCACAUGUGAUAUCCAUAGUGUAUCUAAAGAGUGUGGCAAGGCGCCCAACAAGCCAGAGAAUUAUAUUCGCAUACAGAUCAUCGACUCCUUCACAAAAGACCUGACCUGGACUCAAUACAAGUCUGAUGCAGAAGAACUGAGCAAGCAUCUUGUUGACCAGCUUUCUGAGGUCACCGGAAGUUCAGAGUUCAACACGGCUUUAACCGCAAGUUGUAAAGCCGGCUCGCUUGCUGUGCUUGCUGCCGGGAAGGAGAUCGUCUGCCAGGGCUGUUCCCUGGGCCACUACCUUGUACCCGAGCAGAAGAAAUGCCUGCCGUGUAAGCCCGGCUACUACGCCGACACCCCCCUGCGAACCAACUGCACCCUCUGCCCGGGCCUGGUGGGCGUGAAAGAUGACGUCAUCUGGGCCAACGUCAGCCGGAUGCCGGACCGAGGCUACAGCCUGACCCUGUGCCCGUAUGUGAAGAACGUCCACGGUCAGGCCACCGUCAUCAACCCCAUGGAGCAGCCGGAGGCCAAACUACAACUCUCCUCCUCCCAGGAUAAUAAUCAAGCCCAGACCAAACUACACAAUAUCAAGAAGGCGGAGGCCAUGAAGUCCCUACCCCCAAGCCCAGUAGAGGCGUGCUACCUGUCAUCAGACUCCACUGACUCCAAGGACAGAACGUCCAUAGAUGACCAGAGGAGUCAGGCAAUCCAAGCCAUCACGCUGGGGAUGGAAGCUGGGGAAACUUUUACAAUCAAUCACAUAGUCGACUAGUCUAGAUCAAUCAAUAAACAAAUGGAGAUUCUUCCUU
Messenger RNA from Physella acuta, 1300 nucleotides. RefSeq lists its product as uncharacterized. The record is from RefSeq and is a predicted model, not a curated record. Lineage: Eukaryota; Metazoa; Mollusca; Gastropoda; Physidae.